Molecule: messenger RNA, 561 nt
Organism: Microthlaspi erraticum
Lineage: Eukaryota; Viridiplantae; Streptophyta; Magnoliopsida; Brassicales; Brassicaceae
Source: the annotation of a GenBank genome assembly
AUGGUUUCAAGUGGUAGAGCUUAUGAUGAUGUAUUAUGUGACAAAUCUGAAUAUGUGGAUAGGUCUCGUAUGCAUGGAUAUGUUGAUCUUCCACAUGCUGUAGAAAGACGUCAGUUUGAUGAUGCAUGGGAAGAUGGUAUGAGUCUGGGAUUAGGUCAAGAAUAUGAAAGUAAGCAAGAAGUGCGAGAUGUAACUGAUAGGGCUUCACAUGAGAAGUGUUUUGGGGUCUCUACAGUGAAGUCGGAUUCGAAGCUACUCGUGGUGAAAUGCCGUGAAGCGAAAAACGGUUGUGACUGGUACGUUCACGUUGAGAAAGUCAAGAAAUCAGCUUAUUUUUCGGUUAGAGCGUACAUGAAGAUGCAUACAUGCCCUCGUGCUAGUGCGAGUACAAGCAACAACAAAACUAAAGGCACAGGGCGAUUAGUUGCAUCUAUUUUGCAUGAAGAUUAUCAAGGUUAUAGUUCUGUGUACGGCAGCAAAAGGCCCCAAAGGAUAAAGAUGACUAGACAAGAUGCUAACAAAUCCUCCUCGUCUUCUACAAUUGAGAAACCAGCUUUCUGA